AUGCGGCAAUCGACGAUUGUGGGCGAGGAAUGGCUCGCGACGCCUUUGGUGCUCGUGGACAUGGGAGACGGGCUGCGUGCCGUGAGUUGCGAGGGACACGAUGUGACAUGUGAAGUGUCAGGUCGCCCAAGUUGGGUGUUGGAGUGUUGCGCUGGUGGUAUCCCAGCGCCCCCGAUGCGGCAUCAGCUGUGGCUACCGCGACUUCUUCGAGAACGAGCAACCCUAGAAGAUGCAGGACAAGGCGUGAUCCACAAUACACCAGGAAAUGAGGCUCAGCGCGCCAUCGACGAGGAGAUUAUCGCGCUCACCGCCGAAUGCGAAGCAGCCAUUCGUGGAUUGAAGUACCAGCGCAACCUGUGCAGCGACAUCUCCCGCCUCCCUCCUGAAAUCAUCGUCGAUAUUUGUCGGUUUGCCAAAAAGGGAGGCCCCCAAGACGCGAGGUGCUACCAGGCGGUGUAUGCUGUUGCAGGCGUAUGUCGGCAAUGGCGCGAACUUUUACUCGCAACGCCGGACAUGUGGAACAUCAUUGACCUGAACGCUCAUGAUCGCGCUUUGGAAUUACUCAAACGUUCGAAGUCUGCCCCCCUACAAAUUCGCUUCCGGGGGCCCGUCUUUGAAUCUCUGUCCGACGUGAACAGCGUACCGAGCGCCGCUAGGGAACUUGUGGCGAGGGCCGUUGGAGCGGAUUCUGGGCGCAUCAGGGUACUCGAUAUACAGACCUUUACCACGACUGAGCUCAUGAACCUAAUGCGCUUCACAUUGCAGACUAGUACUCUACAAUACGAUAUGCCCUCUCUACGCCGUCUCGACCUUCACGAUGUUGUGAUCAAUAGCCCCCUCCCAUUCCUCCCUCGCUUGUCAUAUUUGAAACUCGUCGUCAAGUCGACGGACUUGCUCCCUUCGCUUCAAAACACCCCACAUUUGGAAGAGCUUGACGCCUACGUUUGCAAGGGCCAAUACACCGGAAAUCCUGUUGCUCUCCCGAAACUGGCGACCCUUAUUAUCGUGGCUGAUGAGCUAGAAGGGGCAGUCAUACUAUCCAACAUCGAAUACCCCUCCAUUACGCGUGUCCGCUUCAGCAAUUUGGAGCGGCCCACAGGCGACAACAACCUUUUUCAUCUUGUUGAAGCCAUUCGUCGCUUCGCAAACCCCAGUGCCCCUCCGGUCGAUACUGCGAUCAUGAAUUCCUCGGGGCUCGGUGACUCGUUCAAAAUGCAUGUCGGGACUCUUGGAACCAGCUCAGGCCGUGCCAACUUCAGCCUCGAACUCAAAUUGAGCGAUCAGAAUGGCCAAUAUCUUCCAUCGUGCCUGCGAUUAUGCUCCGCCUUUUCGCCCAAGAGGCUAAGGUAUCUGAACGUUGGCGGCUGGCUUGGGUUAUCGGUUCUGGACUGGCGAUCCCUAUUCGGCCACUUCCAAGGGGCUCAAGAUCUGUUUCUCGACACUGUCCAAGUGCAAGCGUUUCAAGCUCUCUUGAAAGCGCCGCACCUCAAGCGACCCCAUAUCCUGCCCAACUUGCGGAAGCUUCAGGUGUUCCGCUGUGGACUAUACAGGCGGCAAUGUACCAUACCUUCGUGGGUUUUCUCAAGGAACGAAAGCGCUCGAAAGUAA
Messenger RNA from Pleurotus ostreatus (oyster mushroom), 1608 nucleotides. RefSeq lists its product as uncharacterized. The transcript is spliced from 4 exons. NCBI's taxonomy places the organism in Eukaryota, Fungi, Basidiomycota, Agaricomycetes, Agaricales, Pleurotaceae. Bases 1 to 1608 code for a protein of 535 amino acids. The record is from RefSeq and is a predicted model, not a curated record.